GCAGGGCCAAUGGAUGCUAAUCUUCCAAGAUGUGGAAAUAGCAGAUGUCCUCAACAAGACAUGUGUAACAGUAGAUGUACCCAACAGGACACUGAUAGAAACAACUGGAUGAUGCACAGCCAGUACAUGCUGAUCUUCCAAGAAGAGGAAACAGCAAAUGCACCCAACAGUACAUGGAGAAAACAGUAGAUGCACCCAAAAGAACCUGAUAGAAACAGCUGGAGGAUGAAUAGCCAAAGGAUACUGAUCUGACAUUUAUUAGCUGCAGCAAACAGAACUUUGUGGAAACAGCUGGAAUAGACAAGCUUGAUAAUAAUGUUGCAAGAUGAGAAAACAGCAAAUGCACCCAAAAGGACUUGGUGAAAAAAUCUGGAGGAGGCAAGGCCAAUGAAUCUUGAGGCAAACUUUACAGACAAUGAUUUUCUAAUAUGCGAAAACACCAACUACACCCAAAAGAUAUUAGUGGAAACAACUAAAAUAGACAAGCCUGAUGGACACUAUGGUUUUCAAGAUGUGGAAACAGCAGAUGCACCCAACAAGACUUGGUUGAUUAUACAACUGGAGGAGACUUGCCUGAUGGAUGUUGACUUUUCCACCAAGAUACCACAGUGGAUAGCUGAUACUAAUCAGAAAAUAAAAGAAAUUUUAGAAGGAUCAUCCUGGAGAUCAUAUCCAUAUGUGGAUGAAAAAGCAGGACUUGAUGCAGGAUCAAUCCAAAUCUUCACUGAUGUGAAUGCAUUCUAG
Molecule: messenger RNA, 744 nt
Organism: Saccostrea cuccullata (small rock oyster)
Lineage: Eukaryota; Metazoa; Mollusca; Bivalvia; Ostreida; Ostreidae
Exons: 3
Coding region: 388-744 (118 amino acids)
Source: RefSeq, a predicted model, not a curated record